CCAAUGCCCUAGCUUACUCUGACUCCUCUUCCUGCACUUCUGUUAUCCUACAUCGUCUCUCUCUCCCUUGUACAGCACGAAGAUGGCAGCCGAGCAUCACCCACAUACUGAGCCUCUCAGUACAGAGCAGUAUCGGGCUUCGCGGCCUAACAUCUGCGGGCCGGACUCUGGUCCUGAGGAACCGUUUCCUAUCGUGAUGUACGGGCUUGUGCAGCCGGGAUUUGGCAGAGGGUCGAAGGAGCUAGGAUGCCCAACAGCUAAUCUUCCAGAUGACGCAAUCGAGCUCAUGGCCUCCAAAUGCCAGCACGGGAUCUACUACGGCUACGCGCGCGUGCACCAGCCGCCACACGGAAAGCCCGGAGACCUAGAAGAGACAGAGAUCGAAGUGUACCCUAUGGUCAUGAGCCUGGGAAACAACCCGUACUACAACAAUGAGAAGAUGACUGCUGAAGUGCAUGUGAUACACGAAUUUGAACAUGAUUUCUACGGGCACGAAAUAUCUGUUCUCGUGCUCGGAUACAUCAGGCCAGAGCUGGAUUACACCUCACGUGAUGCACUCAAAGAAGAUAUCGCUACCGACAUCCGAGUAACACUGAACUCCGUCGCCCGUCCGACGUAUAACAAGUACAGGGAGGACGCUCACUGGACUCGAGCCCAGAUCCGAUGAUGGAGCUCUCAUCGCAAGCUUUGAGGGUCAACUUGGAUGGAAGGAAGUGGUUGGGCGACCGAUGCGUGACGUACGAGAGGAGAAGAUGUAUCAAUUAGCUGAUAUCUGAUAGACCGGUGAUUGCAACCUAGAGGGCAAGCAUCCAUCUUACCCAACCCAAAUAAGUAGCAAAUGUUGCCGUGUGCUCGGUCAUCGAAUAUCCCCAUAAAAUCUCUGCACAUCACACCUGCAGAUGCUCGCAUUGUGUUGCGUUGCUGAGGUAGGCGGGGGAAAUCAUAACCGUGGUACGAACCGCCUGAAACGGAACCACCACAUCGCUACUCCUGCUAAGAGACCACCGACAUGCCCCGCAUUAUCGAUUCCUCCCACGCCCACUUUACCACGUCCCUGAUAGAACAUGCAUCCCAGUUCAUAGAGGAAUACCCCGCCCAUACAGGCCCAUGCCGGGAGGGGGAUGAUCCCGAACAAAGCGAACUGCGCGGUGGGGAAGACACACGCAUACAGGGAGAGCGCGGCGUACGUCGCCCCGCUCGCGCCUACGGAUUGGCCAGGCUUGUUCCCCCGCCAGUAGAUAGAGACGAGGGAGGAGAUUGCUCCUCCUACGAGGUAGACGCCGAGGAAUGGGGAAACGCCGAACGUCGCUAUGAGUGUCGGACCGGAGAGAUAGAGGAUAAGGCAGUUGACGCCGAGAUGCAUCGUGGAGAUUUGAGAGAAGGAAGUCGUUAGCAGCGUCCACCUGCGCCCUCUUUGCCAGUUAUCCCACGAACUCAUAAAGUUCCUCAUCAUAAACUGAAGUAACUUCUGGUCGUUAAACCUUUGCGCGUUCGUGAUAGCGACAUUCCAUUGGAUCCAGACUGCGACGUUGAUACCUAUGAUGAUCCAGAUGAUCCAGCUCGGGGGGACGGCGUCCACCUGUCGGCGGAAACGGGUCCACCAG
Dacryopinax primogenitus is the source of this 1604-nucleotide messenger RNA. RefSeq names its product riboflavin kinase. The transcript has 7 exons. Gene Ontology annotation, molecular function: riboflavin kinase activity. The coding region runs from base 83 to 667 and encodes 194 amino acids. Gene Ontology annotation, biological process: riboflavin biosynthetic process; FMN biosynthetic process. Gene Ontology annotation, cellular component: mitochondrion. The record is from RefSeq and is a predicted model, not a curated record. NCBI's taxonomy places the organism in Eukaryota, Fungi, Basidiomycota, Dacrymycetes, Dacrymycetales, Dacrymycetaceae.